AUGACACCCAUCAAGAAUGUUGCCGUAUUUGGUGCAAAUGGCGCAUUGGGAGAGGUUCUUAUUCCAGCACUCCUGCAAGCCGACUUUGACGUGGCGUGCAUUACUCGCCCCGACAGCCAAAAGAGCCUUCCCGGCGGCGUGCAAGUAAGAGUCUCUGACUACUCGAACAUUAAAGCUCUCACUAUGGCUCUGAAAGGCCAAGACGUCAUUGUCGAGGCUUUCAAUCCAGCAGCCGCAUCCUACCAGACCAACAUCCUGCGGGCAGCCUUGGCCGCCGGAGUGGGACACAUUGUCACCCCAGACUUCAGUGGCAAUACGUUCCAUCCCAACGCCAAAGAGGCUCUCAUCUUCGGUCCCAAGUUGACAGCUCAGCGUGAACUUGAACGUAUCGUCGCCGAGUCGAACGGGUCAUUGUCAUGGACGGCAUUCAUAAUUGGUCCGUGGUACGACUGGACCAUUAAUCGCGGCAUUUUCUGGAUCAAUAGAGAAGAACGAACCAUCAGUCGCUACGGUUCUGGAGAUCAAAGAUUCAGCAUCAGUCGCCGCGCCCUCAACGGCCAAGCCCUUGUUACUGUGCUGACCAACCCGGAGAAAUACCGGAACAGGGCUACCUACUUUGCCAGUCACACUGUAUCGACGAACCAGUUGAUUACACUGAUUGAGGAUCUAGGUCUCGAAAGUUGGAGGAUUAUUGACCUGUCAUUUGACGGGUUUACAGAGAAGGCCCGUGCUUUGUGGCGAGAGGAUACAGAACAGGGAGUCGAGGAUAGACUCAACUCUACGGCAUAUGCCGCUCUAUCCACCGUGGCACUGCUGGAUGAAGAUAAUCGUUACGGUUCCAACUUCGAGGACCAAGUUGAAUCUGGAUGGGCCGAAGGCGAGAAUGCGCUGCGGGAGAAUUUGAGACGUCUUCUCACGUAG
Colletotrichum fioriniae is the source of this 921-nucleotide messenger RNA. The record is from RefSeq and is a predicted model, not a curated record. Lineage: Eukaryota; Fungi; Ascomycota; Sordariomycetes; Glomerellales; Glomerellaceae.